This is a messenger RNA of Fibroporia radiculosa, 2799 nucleotides long. RefSeq lists its product as uncharacterized. Gene Ontology annotation, molecular function: protein binding. The transcript is spliced from 16 exons. The record is from RefSeq and is a predicted model, not a curated record. Gene Ontology annotation, biological process: innate immune response. Lineage: Eukaryota; Fungi; Basidiomycota; Agaricomycetes; Polyporales; Fibroporiaceae. The coding region runs from base 1 to 2799 and encodes 932 amino acids. Gene Ontology annotation, cellular component: cytoplasm.
AUGAGUGACGACUCUAGUCAUUUUCUUGGGACUAUAGAAGAGAUAGCCAGUGGCGCCGCCUCCCCUGUUGUCCACGAGCUGACCGCGCACGAGGAAUCCGAUGACGAGGAGUUUGUUUACCCUGGUGUUUCUGACGGUAUUUCCACAGAGACGCCGAUAGAGUCCAAACUUCCUGCCCUCUCGGUAGCAGCCUCCCCAAUUCCUGUUAUCUCGGCGGCUCCGGUGCCUGCGAAAAGGCCGCCUUCCCCCGCCCAGCUAGAGGCCUUGCACGCCGCAGCAGCACGAGGAGAGUUAAAGCGGGUUCAAACUGUGUUCCGCAACGCCAUUGAGUCUGGUGAUGUCGAGUCAUUUGCUCUCGCCAACGAUGCACCUUCUCGCAUCGGCCAGACUGCCUUGCAUGUCGCUUCCAGCAGAGGCUACCUAGAUAUUAUCAAGUGGUUGGUGGAGGACUGUGGUGCGAUGCCCGAUAUUGAGGACAGGGAGGGAGAGACCGCCUUGCAUAAAGCUGCCCUCAAUGGUCAUCUCCACGUCAUGAGAUUUUUGUUGCCAGACCGGGCGGAAGUUCAUGCGCAGGAUGCAGAUGGCUGGACUGCUUUGCAUAAUGCGUGCUCCAAGGGUUAUCUGGAUAUUGUUCGGUGGCUUUGUGAGGAAGGUGGGGCGUCGGCGCAGGUGGAUGAUAUCCGAGGUGUUAAUCUCAAAAGUAAAGGCGGCUGGACGCCUCUCAUGAAUGCAGCGUCAAAGGGACAUUUGCCGGUUGUACUGUACUUGUUGAAUAAGCAGUCGGCCGACCCCUUCGUAAGGAAUAACUGGGGGGAAACUGCAUAUGACGUCGCUGCGGCUGUAUUCGAAGUAUGGAUUUGCGAGGUUCUACAAAAAGCGGAAGCGGACCGUUGGCAGAAUGACGCCGUGCAAUACAAUCCCUUGACAGUCCACACUACAGUACCUCUCGUCUUGUACGAAAACCAGCGGUUGGAUAUGCGGUUUAAGACCCUCGCAGUUUCUGGUGGUCGUCCGAAAUUUUCUGCCUCGGGCUUGGGGAGACAUGGCCGACGGUCGCCCUUUGAGCUUCGGCUGCCUACUCCUGACAACAGUAGCGGAAGGAAAGAGAUCGCAGCUUGGCGGAGCGGGUUACAGCUUCCGCUCAGGGAAGAUCCUUGGACUUUGCCAAAACCGGGUUCAUCAAAGGAUGGUAUUGAGAGAAGUCAUUUCUGGCUGUCGGACUGGACACUGGACAUCACACACCCCGGUGUCGACGCAGAUGAGGGGUGGCAGUAUGCCCAUACCUUCGAGGACUCGGAAGACUCAUGGACGUCCGAAAAACCUCCACGAUUACAGCGUCUUCUGAGUGGUAGUGGGGCUGUCGCUGCUGGCCUAGGUGGCACCAGAUCACGGAGUAGCAGUGCGACCAGCUCUGGUUCUACUUCUCGCCAGGAUAACACUAAUUCGCAGACCUGGGUGAGGAGACGUCGGUGGGUUCGGGUCAUGCGUAGGCGGCUUGAUAUUCCUCCUCUACCUUACCUGCAGCCGGACGGUGCGCUGUACCAUCUGGGAGUAGACGGCUCGUUGUUCCCGCACAUCGGACAAGAUGAUAACGAUUUCAGUGAUAGUGACGGCCAAGAGAUGGGCCCCGUACCCAGUUCCGGAUUAAUGUCUGCGCAAGAUUAUGUGGCACGUGCGAGAUAUUUGGCUGGCUCUCAGUACAGUGAUGUGGAGUCGACGAACGGGGUCAACUCAGCACUUGAAGCCAGACGUACAAUCGCCAAAUUAGAGCGUGCUACAACCGAGCUUAGACAGGGUAUAUUAGGUGAUAGUGAUGUAGAGCGAAAGACGCAAGCUGAGGUACUCCUUAACGCAUAUAGCCGAGAGUUGGAGCGAAGGCGUCUUGCAGCUGGUGCACAAGGACUGCUUGUUGCUAAUGAUGACGAUCAAGAAUUUGAUGAUUACGAUUCCGACGAUGAAUUUCACUACCCCGGGUCAGAGCCCACGAGUGUACAUAGACCGUCCUCAGUGCGGUCUUCUACUACGGGUCACUUGAAUCAGUUCUCUGGGACUAGAGGACUUACCGAUCUUACACCGCAUCUUUCGCAAGCUCCUGAGUUCCGUGUACCAACGCACGAAGCCCCUCAGAAAGUUCUGACUCCCCGAUGGACGCCACCAACGCCCCAUCAGAUUCAUGCACAGUGGGAAAGAGACGAUACUGUCUCUCAAUGCCGAGAAUGCCGGCGCAGAUUCAACUUCAUAAACCGCAGACACGUGAGCAUUGCCGCCGGUGCGGGCGAAUUUUCUGCGAUCGCUGCUCAUCAUGGAGAGCACUCUUGGAUCCUUCUGAUGUGGUACAUGAUCCCACUUUCCCUGAAACUACGCAUACCCCUGCCCUCCAAAGGCGUACCCAACGGACUCAACAAUGCUCGAAACACGUCUUUAGAACGCAUCGUUAUUGACCAAGGAAGACUCACCAUUCCGAGCCCUUCAAGUGGUCAAUCAAGCUCGCAACUUAGCGAUCUGGCAGAGUGCCCCGUAUGCAACACCAAUCUAGCAGAUAUCGGGCUGCCAUCAGAGCAGGAAGCCCACGUCAAAAAUUGUCUUGAAGGGGGUAGCGGUACUACACCUCAAACAGCCAAGUAUCUGGUCUACAAGCUACCUGGAGAAAGUGCUCUGAUAGGCAUUGAAUGUGCUAUAUGCCUAGAGGAAUUUGUUAAAGGCUCCACCGUUGCCAGACUCAGCUGCCUAUGCAGCUUCCACAACGGUAUGUUCACCAUGCAUCCUUCCGUAUUGCACGCUAACAAUCUCAUUCCAUAG